This is a messenger RNA of Eruca vesicaria subsp. sativa (arugula), 792 nucleotides long. The record is from the annotation of a GenBank genome assembly. NCBI's taxonomy places the organism in Eukaryota, Viridiplantae, Streptophyta, Magnoliopsida, Brassicales, Brassicaceae.
AUGCUUGUGACCUUGAAUUUUAACGAGUGUGACUCUUACGGAUGCUUCUUCUUUACCUUCUUUCUCGACCCUCAAAACGAUGAGCCUUUCAUCUGUGAAGUACAUGAGUUUGUCAAGAGGCUUUUAUUCAAGUGUCAUGUUCUUGAAGAUUUGGAUGUGGAGCAAUGUCUAGAUGACAAUGUUUCCAUUUUCACAGUUAAGGUUCCUUCUCUUAAGAGUGCUUCUUUGUCUAAAUCAUCAGACAGACAUAUUGAUGAUGACGAUGGAUUUGUGAUAGAUGCUCCUUCUUUGGAGCUGUUGAAUGUUUGUACUAGGUCAGGCGGGUUUUGUACCAUUGAGAAUAAUAUGGCUAAUAUUGUUAAAGCAUAUGUUGUCGUUAAUCAUUCUCCUAAGGAAAUUCUAAGCGCUACCAUUUCAGUGAAGCGCCUCAUUUUUAUGUUUACCAUACUCAAAGUGCAUUUAACAAUAUGCACAUCUGAUAUAGAAUGGAUCAAUCUACUUAUGUGUAUACUCAGAGAUUCCCCCAAUUUAAAAGCCCUCAAACUAAAGCUAUAUUGCAUUCGGGAUCAAGCACAGCGCUCCUGUUGGAAUGAACCCAGUUCAGUUCCUGAAUGUCUGUCAUCGAGUCUUGAAACUUUUGAAUGGGUAGACUAUGAAGGAACCAAAGAAGAGAAACAAGUAGCAGUAUUCAUUUUAAGAAGCUAUGUUCUUGCCUUACGAGUCAAGUCUCAUGGAGACGGAGAUGAUCUCUACUUUUACCCGGCCACAACUUUAGAAGAAACGUUUAAUUAG